AAGAGGGGAGAGAACAUCAAACACCACCCGGCCCCGCACUCUGCGUUCAAACUUCCCACGAAAGAAGGAGGUUAGGACAACCAAGUGAAAGGCUCACUGUUCCGUUACUUUUUUAUCUUCCAUCACAACGCUUUCUCUUUUUGCAACAAUUUCUCCACCAAAAUCUUCGGAUCAGAUGAGUUCAGAAAUGACUCUACUCUUUGCCCCUUUCCGGGCUGCUGCUGUAAUGGCUUGAAACCGGUGAUCUCAAGGGACAGAUAACUCUGAGUUUUUCAGUAUAGUAAUAUAGAUAUCGAGGGGUGUGUGAUCGGGGUUGGCGGACAAAAUGGAGAGUUUCUUGAGUGAUAAAUGGGAUGUGAAGGCCAAGCAUACGUCGGAGGAGGCGUUGCAGCGGUGGAGGGAGCUAUGUGGGGUGGUGAAGAACCCCAAGCGCCGCUUCAGAUUCACAGCCAAUCUGACCAAGCGUUACGAGGCGGCUGCCAUGCGCAAAACUAAUCAGGAGAAGUUGAGAAUUGCCGUCCUUGUUUCAAAGGCUGCAUUUCAGUUCAUACAAGGCAUGCAACUAAAUGAUUACACCGUGCCAGAGGAAGUUCAAGCUGCUGGUUUUCAGAUUUGUGCAGAUGAAUUAGAAUCCAUAGUCGAAGGUCAUGAUCUGAAAAAGCUAAAGUUUCAUGGAGGGGUCUCGGGUAUUGCAGACAAGCUCGUCGCAAACUGCUCUGAUGGCCUAUCAACCGACAGUGAAGCCCUUAACCGCAGACGUGGGAUAUAUGGGAUCAAUAAAUUCCAAGAAAGUGAACCGCAGAGUUUUUGGACGUUUGUUUGGGAAGCCCUUCACGAUAUGACUCUCAUGAUUCUUGGUGCUUGUGCAAUUGUCUCUCUGAUUGUUGGUAUACCAACUGAAGGAUGGCCUAAGGGAGCUCAUGAUGGACUUGGAAUUGUUGCCAGUAUCUUGCUGGUAGUUUUAGUCACAGCAACAAGCGAUUAUCGCCAAUCCUUACAAUUCCGGGAUUUGGACAAAGAGAAGAAGAAAAUUUCUAUUCAGGUUACGAGGAAUGGUUACCGGAAAAAGAUGUCUAUGUAUCAUCUGCUGCCUGGUGAUAUCGUACAUCUUUCUAUAGGCGAUCAAGUCCCAGCAGAUGGUCUUUUUCUUUCAGGGUUCUCUGUUUUGAUUGAUGAAUCUAGUUUAACUGGAGAAAGUGAGCCAGUGAUGAUCACUGCUGAAAAUCCCUUUCUACUCUCUGGAACUAAGGUCCAAGAUGGCUCUUGCAAGAUGCUGGUUACCACUGUUGGCAUGAGAACUCAAUGGGGUAAACUAAUGGCAACACUGAGUGAAGGAGGGGAUGAUGAAACCCCUCUGCAAGUGAAACUGAAUGGAGUGGCUACAAUCAUCGGAAAGAUCGGCCUCUUCUUCGCUGUAGUGACUUUUGCUGUCUUAGUUCAGAAAAUAAUUACUCGCAAAUGGCAACAGGGAACAACCACCAAAUGGACUGGUGAUGAUGCUUUAGAAUUACUAGAAUACUUUGCCAUUGCUGUCACAAUUGUUGUUGUUGCUGUUCCUGAGGGGCUUCCUCUAGCCGUGACAUUAAGUCUUGCAUUUGCCAUGAAAAAGAUGAUGAAUGAUAAAGCCCUUGUUCGCCACUUGGCUGCUUGUGAGACCAUGGGAUCAGCCACAAACAUAUGUAGUGACAAAACCGGGACUUUAACAACCAACCGCAUGACUGUGGUGAAGUCAUGCAUUUGCAUGAAAGUGAAAGAUUUGAACAACCCAGAUAAUGCUUCUACUUUGGCCUCUGAACUCCCACAGUCCGUUGUUAAGAUUCUGCUCCAAUCUAUUUUCAACAACACGGGUGGAGAAGUUGUGGUCAGAAGACGUGGAAAACACAAGAUUCUAGGAACCCCAACUGAGACAGCUAUUUUGGAGUUUGGUCUGCUACUCGGUGGGGAUUUUCAGGCAGAAAGACAAUCAUGUAAAGUACUGAAAAUCGAGCCAUUUAACUCCACAAAGAAGCGAAUGGGCGUGGUUUUGGAGCUUCCGGGAGGAGGCGUAAGAGCUCAUACCAAAGGUGCUUCCGAGAUAGUCUUGGCUGCGUGUGAUAAAGUGAUCAAUUCAGACGGUGAAGUUGUUCCCCUCGAGGAAGCAGCUAUGAACCAUUUAAAUACAACCAUUGAUCAGCUUGCUAGUGAAGCGCUUAGGACCCUUUGUCUCGCUUAUAUGGAGCUUGAAAACGGGUUUUCGGCUGAUAAUGAUAUUCCUUCCUCUGGAUACACCUGUAUAGGAAUCGUGGGAAUCAAAGAUCCGGUACGUCCUGGAGUCAGGGAGUCUGUCGCGCUUUGCCAGUCGGCUGGUGUGACCGUCCGGAUGGUUACUGGAGACAACAUUAAUACUGCAAAAGCCAUUGCUAGAGAAUGUGGGAUACUCACGGAUGGUGGUAUAGCUAUAGAAGGUCCAGUUUUUCGCAGCAAGACUUUGGAGGAAUUGAAUGAGCUGAUCCCGAAGAUACAGGUGAUGGCCCGUUCAUCUCCUUUGGACAAGCAUACAUUGGUAAAGCACUUGAGAACUACAUUUGACGAAGUUGUGGCUGUAACUGGUGAUGGAACCAAUGAUGCUCCAGCACUUCAUGAAGCAGAUAUUGGACUUGCAAUGGGCAUUUCUGGGACUGAGGUGGCCAAAGAGAGUGCUGAUGUCAUAAUUCUAGACGACAACUUCUCCACUAUUGUGACUGUGGCCAAAUGGGGGCGCUCAGUCUAUGUAAACAUUCAAAAGUUUGUGCAGUUCCAACUGACUGUUAAUGUUGUUGCAUUGACCGUGAACUUUUAUUCAGCUUGUAGGACUGGAAGUGCUCCUCUUACUGCUGUCCAACUUCUGUGGGUCAAUAUGAUUAUGGACACACUUGGUGCACUUGCCCUAGCAACAGAGCCUCCAACUGAUGAACUGAUGAAGAGAUCUCCUGUUGGGAGGAAAGGGAACUUCAUCAGUGCUGUCAUGUGGAGGAAUAUCUUAGGACAAUCCCUGUUUCAGUUCAUAGUCAUAUUGUUCCUUCAGGCAUAUGGAAAAUCAUUUUUCAGACUUCAUGGCUGCCCCAACUCUGACUUGGUCCUUAACACGAUUAUUUUCAAUACGUUCGUCUUCUGCCAGCUUUUCAAUGAAGUGAACUCCCGAGAAAUGGAGAAAAUAGAUGUGCUGGAUGGCAUACUGGACAACUCUGUCUUUUUGAUGGUCGUUGGUUCCACUUUUUUCUUUCAGAUAAUCAUCAUUGAAUACCUCGGAACAUUUGCAAGCACAACUCCACUUACACUAUUUCAAUGGCUUGUCUGCAUAUUUAUUGGAUUCCUAGGAAUGCCAAUUGCUGUAGCCUUGAAAAAGCAUGUCCCUGUGCAAACUUAACUUGAGCUGCUACAAACUCAAUGCCUGUUGUUGCCAUCCGAGGAUGCACUAACUUCCUGCCACGUCAUCCUAAACAGACAAAAGAUGGAGGAUUCAAAUCUUGCCACCAUCUUCAAAGGCAUACACUGCAAGCUUCUGUGUUUCCACUCCAAUUUUCACGGAGCGAACGAAGGAUCUUUCACGAAAGCAGUAAUGGAUAGUUAGCACGCACAAGAAUCCUUAACUUCAUUGAGAACCACAAUGAUCCUUCAUUUGAUUUUGUGAAAUUCUUAACUUCAUUGGCUCAUUGGCUCAUUGGCAUGUGAUACUGUUAAGUUAUGUCAUAGAUUGUGUUAUAGUGUUCCCGAGAUUAUUUGUGUGAAAGUAAUAUCAAUAAUUGAUGCCUAGGUGUGAUUUUGAAUUUUGAUACAAACCUAUCUUUUAGGGCCAGGAAGUAGCAAGCACAAACCGUAUAGAUCUACAUUCUUACAUAGAUAUUAUUUUCUUAAAUAUUACUGAAGACCAGAAAACAUUUAAAAGUAACAGAUGCACUUUGUGCUUUGGUCGUGUUUGUUUAUAGGAGUUUGUAUACCUGAUGCAUUGAGUA
Messenger RNA from Sesamum indicum (sesame), 3971 nucleotides. It is a transcript of the gene ACA2, whose product is annotated as calcium ATPase 2. Gene Ontology annotation, cellular component: intracellular membrane-bounded organelle; plasma membrane. Gene Ontology annotation, biological process: calcium ion transmembrane transport. Gene Ontology annotation, molecular function: P-type calcium transporter activity; ATP hydrolysis activity; calmodulin binding. NCBI's taxonomy places the organism in Eukaryota, Viridiplantae, Streptophyta, Magnoliopsida, Lamiales, Pedaliaceae. The record is from RefSeq and is a predicted model, not a curated record.